Messenger RNA from Cherax quadricarinatus, 2064 nucleotides. Its product is annotated as protein N-terminal asparagine amidohydrolase. Gene Ontology annotation, biological process: ubiquitin-dependent protein catabolic process. The record is from RefSeq and is a predicted model, not a curated record. Gene Ontology annotation, molecular function: protein-N-terminal asparagine amidohydrolase activity. NCBI's taxonomy places the organism in Eukaryota, Metazoa, Arthropoda, Malacostraca, Decapoda, Parastacidae. Gene Ontology annotation, cellular component: nucleus.
GUGGAUGUUGCUUCAGUCAAGUGUUGGUCACUCUAGUGGGCAGAACAGUGGGUACGUCUGGGCGUGUGAGUGAUGCGGCCUUCCUAAGUCAACACAAGAACAGUGAUAUCUCAACUGUGUACCCAAGGAUGUGAUGCAUUAAAGUGUUCUUUAAUAACGAGAUUAAGACUACAUUUGGUUAUUGAAGUGGCAAGCAGUGUUUGUGUGUGGUAAUCUACUAGGGUUGUGUUGGGGGGAAAGCUGGUGCAGGAAGUGCUAGAGUCACCCAGGAAGACACAUACACAUAUACACACACAGGUACCAGUCUUCAAAUGCACGAGAGCUCAUAGUGCAUGAACCCUGAGGUAGCCAGCCGAAAGACCAUAGCUAGGGACACACUAAAUACAUCAAGUAGACUGAGAGAGCAGCUCUGAGGCACUCACCCAAGAGAUGGUGCUGAUAGUGGGAGAACACUUGGUGAAGGAGGUGCCCUCCUCCACCACGGGGAUAUACACAUCUUGGCCGCGGCUUAAGGAGACCUCCCACGCCCUCACUACCAUGCAGAGGGAGGAGGUGGGUCCACGGGGACUCCUGUACCUCCGCCAGAGGGAAUACGCCGUCACUGUACCUCACGAUGAGAACCUUCUCAUCUUGGGCACGGACGAUGCCACCACCUCCGUCAUAGCCGUCCUCAGACACACAGGUUCUGGUGCUGUGGGUCUGGCCCACUUCGACAAGUGCAGCCAUGACGAGUGCCUGAGUGGUCUGCAUAUAUGUUCUCAUGACGACGGUGUGCUACACCUGCUGACCCGCAUUAACGAGCUCUCCAUGGGCUAUACUGAAGGUCGUCUGGAACUGUGUGUGGUGGGUGGCUUCCAGGACACCCGCGCUAUCUGUGAGAAGGUCACCCUCUCUCUCCUCAAUGCCAUGCACAAGAGUCCGCCACAGAUCCACCUGGUGUUGCUGUGCACUGGAGAGAUGAACACAACACUUCGAGGAAACAUAUCAUGGCCUCUUGUCAAGGGAAUAGGUGUCAGCACACAGACAGGCAAGAUCUUUCCAGCUACUUUCACUGAUAAAGGACCAUACCUUGUUCUGCGCUCAACUAGAGUCUUCACUGGUGCACAACAGAUGGUUGAUAUAUACGACUGUGCUCUGGGGUUAUUACGGAUUGGACCUUUUAACUAUGAACCUCAUGCUGGUGUGGAACUACUACUACAACAAACAGAUGAUGUCAUCCUUCAGUGUCUCUCUACAACACCAGAAGUUGAAGAACCAAGCUGGGUCAAAAUGGUCCGGGAAGUGUUAAAACACAUCAAGGAGCAUCCAUUCCCUGCCGUCACAAUAUUCCCAGACAACAGGCCUCACUAUUUCCGUCGAGACAACUUGGGAGCAUGGACUCCUGCAGAGCUCCCUAACAACAAUGAUUCUACCCCUGAUGCUAAUGUUCAGGCAGCAGUUCAGGCUGUUGCUGGAGCUGCAGUUGCUGCCACAGGAGCCUGGACACAGGCAGGAGUCACAACAACAUCAGCAGCACCUACACCAGCUGCUCUUUCCCCUGCUCCUUGGGGUGCUUCUGUACCUCCCAGGUAUGGAUCUUUGCAUUUGGACUGCCGUUUGAAGACGCACCUAGCUGUACCACCAGUUGUAAAUCCAGGUCAACACUAUGAUGAUCCACUACUUAAUCCUGUUAAGGAUCGUUUCAUGCCAGCUUGGCAGGCCUCACAAUUGUGACCAUCCACUCUUGAUCUUCAAGACCCCUUCCCUCUGCCAGAGGGCAUGGGAGCAGGCUGAAUACCUGGCUGGGUGACGUGGCUCUGCGGCGGAGCAUCGUUGCUACAUUUCUGCACCAGCCGCCAGAAUUCAUCGUGCCAAACUGCAGACCACCACCUCAACUACAUACUGCCUGCACUACUAACUCUCACAUUUGUUAAUAUCUAGACUUACCAAUCUUAAGAAUAAAUAAGAGGAGGAGUAUCACUUUUUCAAAUAUUUCACCAUGUAUACCUACACACAUAGAUUACCUUUGUUGAUAAUAGUAAUUUUAAUGUAAGACUGAAGCUACCAGAUUAAAUGUAACUACUG